Molecule: messenger RNA, 2075 nt
Organism: Camellia sinensis
Lineage: Eukaryota; Viridiplantae; Streptophyta; Magnoliopsida; Ericales; Theaceae
Product: serine/threonine-protein kinase VIK
Biological process (GO): protein phosphorylation
Molecular function (GO): protein serine/threonine kinase activity; ATP binding; protein binding
Source: RefSeq, a predicted model, not a curated record
AAUAGAAAACGAUAAUGAAUGCAAACAAAGAUCUAACCAAAAACAGAGAAGUUUCAGAGCUUUUGUAUUGACGGCCAGCACAGGAACGAACUUUGAUCGUUCAAAUCUCGCAUUCAAACAAACAAAAUCAAUCAAAAUUCUCUCUUCACCACCCAAUCCGAUCUUUCAAUCAAAUGAGUGGCAGCGAAGGGAGCUCUGGUCAUUCGGCCGGAGAUUCGGCGGCGGCGGAGAAGAAGGCGAAGUCGAAGGUGAGCAGAACGUCGAUGAUUCUGUGGCACUCUCACCAGAACGACUCCGCCGCCGUGCGGAAGCUGUUGGAGGAGGAUCAGUCUCUGGUCCACGCUAUCGAUUACGAUAAUCGCACUCCGCUUCACGUCGCCUCUCUCCACGGCUGGACCGAUGUUGCCAAAUGUUUGAUCGAGUAUGGAGCUGAUGUCAACGCCCAAGAUCGUUGGAAGAACACUCCUCUAGCUGAUGCAGAAGGAGCUAAAAAACAGGCCAUGAUUGAGUUGUUAAAGUCAUAUGGUGGUCUGUCCUACGGACAAAAUGGAAGCCAUUUUGAACAGAAGCCUGUUCCACCUCCUCUACCAAAUAAGUGUGAUUGGGAGAUUGAUCCUUCUGAGCUGGACUUCUCAAACUCAAAUAUCAUUGGGAAGGGAUCUUUUGGUGAGAUUUUAAAAGCAUAUUGGCGUGGUACACCUGUAGCUGUUAAACGCAUUCUUCCAAAUCUUUCAGAUGAUAGAUUGGUGAUUCAGGACUUCAGGCACGAGGUGAAUUUGUUAGUGAAGCUUCGCCACCCAAAUAUAGUCCAAUUCCUUGGAGCUGUAACCGAAAGAAAGCCCCUAAUGUUAAUUACCGAAUAUCUACGGGGGGGUGACCUUCAUCAGUAUCUGAAGGAAAAGGGUGCACUGAGUCCAUCAACAGCUAUCAACUUUGCAUUAGACAUUGCCAGAGGCAUGGCUUAUCUUCACAAUGAGCCUAAUGUUAUAGUUCACAGAGAUCUAAAGCCAAGGAAUGUUCUUCUAGUCAACUCAAGUGCAGACCAUUUAAAAGUUGGGGAUUUUGGACUAAGCAAGCUCAUCAGGGUUCAAAAUUCUCAUGAUGUUUACAAAAUGACCGGCGAGACUGGAAGCUAUCGGUACAUGGCUCCUGAAGUUUUCAAGCACCGGAAGUAUGAUAAGAAGGUUGAUGUUUUCUCUUUUGCGAUGAUACUAUACGAGAUGCUUGAAGGUGACCCACCGAUGUCUCACUAUGAACCUUAUGAAGCAGCCAAGUAUGUGGCAGAAGGACACAGGCCCUUGUUCAGAGCAAAAGGUUACAGUCCUGAAUUGAGAGAGUUAACGGAUCAGUGCUGGGCUGCAGACAUGAACCAAAGACCUUCUUUCUUGGACAUUCUCAAGAAGCUUGAAAAGAUUAAAGAAACUGGAUCGUCAGAUCAUCAUUGGAACAUCUUUACUUCAUGAAACAAUGGAUUCUGAUGCCCAAGCAUGGCCAAAGAAUUGAAUGAUAAAUGCACACAAUGUCAAUCACAGGUGGGGUUGUGAAUGUAGUAGCUGUGACUGAUUUGUCUACUUUUUUUCCAUUCAGAGUAUUGUUAUUAACAUGGUGAGUGGUGUGUAGCAUAGAACCCUCUGUUGCUGUAGUCCAUUAAGAUUAUCCUGAUAUUGAAACCGCUUGUCGAGGGGUAUGAUCCAAAUCAACAUUGUAAAGAAUGUUCAUCCUCUAACCAGAUUUUUGUUUUUUGUUUUUUCGUUUUUGUUUUUGGGUAAAUUGUUGUGUUUCAAAGUGAGUGCUUACAAAGCUGGCUGGAUAACUAUCAUUCUGAACUUUUCACUAUUGUUUCUCGGAAGAAAAAGUGGACUGUAAUGUUCCUUAAGCACUGAGGCAGUGUUUACAGGCCUUAGACUGUCUUGUCUUCAUUUUGUUUUUUGUUUUUAAUUUUAUUUUCUCCCUCUUGUAAAAGCAUAAAUUGUUUAUUUUUAGAGUAUCAGGAUUUUGUGGUAAUGUUUACUGUUGCUUGAUUUCUGUGAAUUCAACUACAUUGAUUGUGAAAUUUCUUGAGAUAUUUGCACUAA